AUGGAGUCCAGUACCUCGAACAGCAACACGGGCGGAGUAGAUGCAAACAUUGCAUCUAGCAAGCAGCAUCCUGAUUACGAAUUAUAUGCGAAAGAUGGUGGUUAUGCUGUUAAUGAUAUUGCGAUCUUGAAACUGUCAACCGCUAUUGAAAAGAGCGAGAACAUUGACUACGCGACGCUGCCAGCGAACGGCUCGGAUCCCGAGGCCAAUUCCAUCGCAGUAGCUGCAGGCUGGGGCGCACAAACCAGCAUUGACGCCUUUGCACAUGACAAACUUAGCAAGGUUGACAUUCUUGUUCACACACGCCAGGACUGCGUCAAUCUUAUGCAAGCUGCGGUUGCCAGAGAUACGAUAGUAUGCGCUGGUGGAGGUGGCAAGAACGUAUGCGAUAGAGAUAGUGGUGGUCCUCUUAUUGACCAGAAAACAGGCCAGUUGAUCGGUGUCACCUCAUUUGUCGCAGGGACUGCUGAGGAGGGAGAGUGCACCCUUCCCGCGGUGUACACCAGAGUCGGCAGCUACAUCGAUUUUAUUGGUGAAAAUCUUGAAGGAUUGAAUUCUUCUAGGCCAAAGGAGCAAACAGUCGUCAAGGGUAGCUACUCAGGAGAUGAAGCCCUAACCAAGACUGUCGCUUUGUCAUCUAACACCAAGGGCGACAAGGCAGAGACGCCUAAUCCAGAAAAGGAGCCCGAGUCAACUGCCCUUGCUGUCAGCAACACUACUAUUCCACCUGCCACACAGAACCCGGAGCAUUGCGAUGAAGUACGUAUGCAGACAUUCACACAGUGCCGAGAGGGGGAUCCUGAUAACUUCGACGGGUGCGUCGAGGAAGGCCAAGAGGCAUUUGAGGCCUGUCGUUCUGAUCCCAAUUUUACUGCUCAGACGAUGACUAAGGCCAACGAAUAUUCCACCCAGUCGUCCAAGUCAGGGGUCUAG
Molecule: messenger RNA, 933 nt
Organism: Beauveria bassiana ARSEF 2860
Lineage: Eukaryota; Fungi; Ascomycota; Sordariomycetes; Hypocreales; Cordycipitaceae
Product: trypsin-like protease
Exons: 3
Coding region: 1-933 (310 amino acids)
Biological process (GO): proteolysis
Molecular function (GO): serine-type endopeptidase activity
Source: RefSeq, a predicted model, not a curated record